Molecule: messenger RNA, 4507 nt
Organism: Pleuronectes platessa (European plaice)
Lineage: Eukaryota; Metazoa; Chordata; Actinopteri; Pleuronectiformes; Pleuronectidae
Gene: bcl2l1
Product: BCL2 like 1
Exons: 3
Coding region: 456-1154 (232 amino acids)
Biological process (GO): extrinsic apoptotic signaling pathway in absence of ligand; negative regulation of intrinsic apoptotic signaling pathway; intrinsic apoptotic signaling pathway in response to DNA damage
Cellular component (GO): mitochondrial outer membrane
Molecular function (GO): protein heterodimerization activity; protein homodimerization activity
Source: RefSeq, a predicted model, not a curated record
CCCCUUUACUGUGAGGGGUUUGUUCUCCGUGAACGUGUUUCUGGCAGAGUCAUGUCUCUCAGAGACUGAACCGAGUGAGUCGCACUGACACGGUGAAGUUACGUAGGGAACGUAGCUGUGGGCGGAUCUGCGCUAGCCAGUAGCAGCUAGCCAGUCGGGACAGGCUAGCAAUGACCGAUGGGAUUAUUCCUGCCGGUGUCUGGAUUCUCAUCCGCCGGACAUGAUUUCAUGGAGAGCACCAUACAAGACCUGAGCUGAUUUGUCAGCCUUGCGUAGAGUUGGUUUCACCCCUCAAGUGUCCUUUGGAUAUCAACGGUCCAUGGUUGUCUGAACAGAGGAUAACACAGUAAGAAAGCGUGGCACAGUGUGCGGUCAGUACAACACAGCAGGGCUCCACCGAGAGAAGAGCGGAGAUCAACCAACAAGUGAAGAGGAAAAGCUCAUUUGAACACAACAUGUCUCAGAACAGAGAACUGGUGGUUUACUACAUACAGUAUAAACUCUCCCAGAGGAACUAUCCUCUCAACCACAUGGGACUCAAUGAGCCUACAAACAGGACUGACAGAGGGGAGACAGGCUCACGUGAGGAGCAGCAAACAGCGACGCACGCCAACGGAACUUUAAAUGGCAUGAAUCCCGGGACCCCUCCAGAUUCCCCGCUGCGGCAGGAAAGGUUGCCAUCAACGGCGGGUCUUGACGCAGUGAAAGAGGCCCUCCGAGACUCGACCAAAGAGUUUGAGCUGCGAUAUGCCCGCGCCUUCAGCGAUCUGCACAACCAGCUGCACAUCACGCCGGCCACAGCUUACCAAAGCUUUGAGAGCGUGAUGGACGAGGUGUUCCGGGACGGCGUCAACUGGGGCCGCAUCAUAGGGCUUUUUGCAUUCGGCGGGGCGCUAAGUGUAGAGUGUGUGGAGAAGGAGAUGAGUCCGCUGGUGGGCAGGAUCACAGAGUGGAUGACAGUCUACCUGGACAACAACAUCCAGCCCUGGAUCCAGAGUCAAGGAGGAUGGGAGCACUUUGCUGAAAUCUUCGGGAACGACUCUGCGGCGGAGAGCAGGAAGUCCCAGGAGAGUUUCAAGAAGUGGCUGUUCGCAGGGAUGACCCUGGUGACCGGGGUGGUGGUUGGUUCCCUCAUAGCCCAAAAACGCAUGUGAGAGAAGAUGGACAACAACCUCUUUUAACACUCUUCUCCCAUGAUCCUCCCCACCUGCUACCUUCACUGCCCUGAUCGUACACCUCGCAAGUUCAAAUGAAGGUCCUGUUUGUCUCGUCAGAACUGCUGAAGAUGUUUACCUUUUGUUUUAUCCCCCCCCUCCUCACACAUCCCACAGUGGACUGAGAAUCCUCACAUGUUGUUGGACUUUUUGAGAAAAAGACCGGAGGGGGAAGGAGAUCGAGUAUUGCUGUUUCAUCUUAUUCCACCCUGAUAAAACAUGCGUGGAUAUACAGAGACAGGCCUAUUAUUCUUUCAUUCACUCAACCAAUUGUUCCCUCUGUUCCUUUUUCUCCACUUGUAUCAUUUUUGAUUUUGUAUGUAUGUAUGUAUGUAUUAGUUUUAACAAAUUUUUUUCCCAUCUUCAUCCUUGAAAAAAAGGCAAAGCCUGAUCUCAGCAUUCACAGUUCACCUGUCUGAUACAGAGUCGCUGGUUGUGUGGUCUCGGCCGCUCCCUGAGUCGUUUUGAAAACUUGCAGCUCUACAUUAGCUUUGUAUGUGCCAUAUGGAGAGUGGUGGCAGGGGGAGGAUGUAGCACCUGCCCAUGAAGAAGCUUCUGUAGUUCCCAUUUCCUGCCACCUUGCCAUUCAGAUCACACACACUCACAGCGCAACCCAGGACUUUCAACCAUUUUUGUAAUAAUGAUCUAAAUGAGUCCAACAGACUAGUUAGUUAACAGAACAUGAGAGUCUUACACUUAAAAGCUCAAUGGGAAAACUAAAUCCUCUGCUUGUUUGUGUUUGUUUGUGCGUUUGCUUUUGGAAUUUCUGAACCAUUAAAACCUGCUGAUCUGUGCUUAAUGGUCAUACUUGGCCGCCAUUCGAUCCUGCCAGAGCUCUGUCUGUGUGUGAGAGUGAGAAUCAGCAUUUAUCCAAGCAGAGCACCACGGCUCAGACCCACCAUGUUUGUUACGCAGUAGCUAAAGAAUGCAGCAAGUACUGUAGCAACACACACAAGAGACAGAACCCCCACCCCUCUCACUCCAUUUAGCUUUCAUAGACAAUACCAAACUAUUCAUUAAAGGUUGACACCACGCUGUAAUGUAAUUGCAAGCAGAUAUAAGAACAAUUCAAAAUUGUGAUGCUUUUGUCACCAAUCUCUGCCUUUUCUUGUUACCUAUUGGGUUAUUUGAACAUUUUAUUUAAGAUUAACAUCUUAAUGAGACAUCUGUAGUAAGCAGAUAUAAUAUCAAUCGUUGUAUUGUGUAUUAUAUUGUCAGACAUUCAUUAUCUGCUCAUACACCAAUUAUGGAAGCUUCAAAGGACCUGUAACUGUUGGAAAAAUAACAUUUUAUUAAACUCUCUCCGUCUUGUUACAUUAUAAAGUAGAAUAACUAUUAAAUUUCAAGCUCAAAUAACAAAUUUCUACUUUUUAAAGCUUUUCACAUGUCUUUUCUCUCUUUAUAUAACUAUAAACUGAAUUUGACUGUGACAGGCAUUUGUCACUGUUGACAUGUUGCAGACCAAACCAGUAAUUAGUGAGGACAUGACCAUUAAUUGCAGCCCCAGUUGUUUCUAUACACUGUUCCAUAGGGCGGAGGGGUUUAAAAAAAAUUUCAUUGAUCAUUUUGCAAUACUAAUGUUAUGCAAUGUUAAAACAGAAAACCUUUUGGCGUUUUUUUCUGCUAAUCCAUUAAUCAUUCCUUAUUCUUCAUCCGUCUCAUCAUCUAAGCACCAGAGUAAAGAUGUAUUAAGCAAACGGAUGGAGCAGCUGCUUCCAGGAGACAAUGCAGUUCUGCAUGUGAUUUGAUUUGAGUUAAAUGUGACAAGAAAUGUGUCAUAAUGUGUCUGUUCCACAUUUUAAGAAAAUCAGCAACUGUCAGGGGCUGUAGGAGCGUGAUGCUACACACCCAAACUUUCAUAUCUCAUCUCACACACUCAUUCAGUCCAGCCCCUCCACGUCUCCACCUUCUCCUCCCCAGACAGCAAAUCUGUCUAAUCUCCGUCCGUCUCUCCUCCUCUUUUCCCGCUCCAUGUAGCCCCACCUCUUCCUCUGUGGUCCCCCAGCUGUCACUGCACCUAGUCACGUGUGUCAGUCACAGCUGGCCCACCUGCUGCUUCACACACAUACACACACGCGUGUAACAUACACACCUGCCAGUCACAUGUAGUCCAGGAGAGAUGGGGGAAGAAGACCUUGUCUUUGUUUCUAAACAUCCUUCCAUCUCUAAUUCGAAGCUGGAGGAGUGUGUGUCGUCUGGGGUUUCACACACUGACAACUGUCAGCUCGGCUAAUUUAAUGGGAAGGGAGAGAAAAGGGUAUGUGUGAGAUCCUAUUCCAAACACUGCCUCCAGCUAACAACACUAUGUCCUGGUGUAAUGAAACACAAUACAGGUUUUUCAUCAGAACUCAGAAAAAAUAUAAAAGAAGAAAUCAGGAUUAACAGGUGAAACACGCAUCACUCCACUGUCAGUGCAGCUGUGCCUCCAUCAUCUCUUUCCAUCCGUGUGGACUUCUGCUCUCUUUAUCUUCAAAGUACCAUGUAACUAUUAUGAAUAAGUUUCACUAAAAUAGAGUAAAAGACACACAAAUAUGACCCUGCAUCGACUGUUGAUGAUUCUCCCUUUGUAAAUGCUUGUGUCCUGAGCAUCUUGUGAGCCAAUGUCUGCUCUCAUACAUUCCAGUCCAGCAUAUAUACAGUACAUGAAUAUUCUAUAUUUUUCUAAUGUGUGCCCCGCCAAGAAGCUGCUCGUAGGCUUUCCUCUGCUGAACAGGCUCUCAAACCAGUUCCGUUCCUAAACAUAUCGUGUGUGUGUGUGUGUGUGUGUGUGUAUGCGUGUGUACAUCUUUCUGUCUAGCAAAAUGUACCUGAAGGAGGCACAAAUGAAGGUAGCGUGACGGCAUUGGCACAACCCUAUACAUAUAUAUGUGUGUAUAUAUAUAUAUAUAUACAUAUAUAUAUAUAUAUAUAUGCUAGCUAUUUAAACUGAUUAGAAUAGUUCAUUAGCUUAGCCACGUAUUUAAGAAAAACUGAACCGAUAGCUUUUAAACAUUAUUUAUAUUUGGUGUAAAAAACAUAGUUACGCCUCUUCAAAUGGCCUUAAACUCCCUCUUUGCGUUGAUGUGCAUCGUCCUUCAUUGUGUUUUUGUUCUUUAGGAUUAUUUAACUGCUACUAGACAGAAAAACGCAGACAAAGCAAGAGGAUAUUUCCAAAAAGUCCGGUCUCUGGUGCAUCUUUGUAGAGUACAGAAUCCGAGAUUGCAACCAUGUCCAGUCGUGUGUCUGUAUGUAUUAGAAUGGCACUGUAAAAUUGUAAACUGCAUUGAACUCAAUAAAGCCCAUGUUGGAAGAUA